Messenger RNA from Megalops cyprinoides (Indo-Pacific tarpon), 1266 nucleotides. Its product is annotated as ER membrane protein complex subunit 7-like. Gene Ontology annotation, molecular function: carbohydrate binding. Gene Ontology annotation, cellular component: EMC complex. Lineage: Eukaryota; Metazoa; Chordata; Actinopteri; Elopiformes; Megalopidae. The record is from RefSeq and is a predicted model, not a curated record.
AUGGCGGAACUGUACAAUCAACUUAGUAUUAAGUCGAAUAUUAAGUAAAAUAGCUUUGUGUAGCCGUUGUUCUACACCGAAAUUCAGGAUCCCGAAAGACCGUUUUAUCAGAAUGUUGUCACAAGGGAGGAUCUCAGAAGUAUGGUGUGUGUUACCAGCUUUGUUUGCGGUGUCUGUGUGUUUCAGUGAUACGGAGGCUGGGCCGGGACCUGCCGCUAUACAGUUGAAUGGUGACCGUUUUAAAAUCGAAGGCCGUGCGAUCGUGCCCAAUAUGAAAGCACAAGACUGGAUUUCUACAGCUCGUGUUUUAGUGGAAGGAGAAGAGCACGUAGGAUUUUUAAGAAGGGAUGGUAGUUUUGCCGUGAAUGAUGUUCCCCCGGGAUCAUAUGUGGUGGAAAUCGUAUCACCAGCGUUUAGAUUUGAACCUGUUCGCGUGGACAUCGCGUCUAAAGGGAAAGUGAGGGCCCGUGCAGUGAAGUACAUGAAGUCGUCAGAGGUGAUCCGGCAGCCGUACCCACUGCAGAUGAGGUCGUGCGGCCCUCGCUCUUACUUUGUAAAGAGGGAGACCUGGGGCUGGACUGAUUUCUUCAUGAACCCUAUGGUUAUGAUGAUGGUACUUCCCUUGCUGAUUAUUGUCCUCCUGCCAAAAGUCAUCAACACUAACGACCCCGAGAUGAGAAAGGAGAUGGAGCAGUCUAUGAACAUGCUGAACCCGAACCAUGAGCUGCCAGAUGUGUCAGAGUUCAUGACCAAACUCUUCUCCAAGAGCUCAGGAAAGUCGGGGGGGAGCGGGAAGGGCAGCAAGGCUGGCCUGCUGAAGCGAAGGUAGUGUCUGACUGAUGAUGGGUCGCUGCUUUCUGGGGGGUUCCCAGUCGCAGUGGGCCUUGCCAUAUGUUUUAUAGCUCAUUUCAAAAGUUUCUACCUGCCUGUUUUUUUCUUCAUCCUCUGCUAGAAUACUCAGGUUAAAUAGAGGAAAAGCAGAAAAGGCUGGGAAAAAAAACUUUUUUGCAUCACCACUUCAAAUCUGAAGCAUUGUGAUUGGCUGGAUUUUGUUUUUAUGUCCAAUCUAAUUUGUCCAUCACGUUGGAGACUGGCAAAAAUGAUCAAGCCAUAGGGCUGCUACUGUACAGUUCCUUCAUUAUAUAAUAAUGUACUUCGUCAAAGUUUUUUGAGCUGGAGGAUAUAAUUUAGUAAUGGGUUUGUGACUCAUGUGGUAGCAGUUGAUGUGUAUUUUUUUAAUGCAGUCUGGAAUUGAUUGGACUUUAU